Enterobius vermicularis (human pinworm) is the source of this 327-nucleotide messenger RNA. NCBI's taxonomy places the organism in Eukaryota, Metazoa, Nematoda, Chromadorea, Rhabditida, Oxyuridae. The record is from the annotation of a GenBank genome assembly.
AUGGCCUUCAUGCCGUCUUUCAGUGAAGCAGCCAGUGGCGAACGAGGGGUCCGUUCAAUCAAACGUAGUCCUAACUUGAAUGCACAAUUGAGGGACCAGAGAGUCUCUGUGUGUUUUUGGCCUGAAGCAAGCAGUAGCGAACGAGAGAUUGGUUCAACCAAACAUAGUCAUAACACGAAUGCACAGCUAAGUGACCCGAGAACCUCCUUAAGCUCCACGCGAGGAGCAGACUGUGUCGGACGAGCGUCUUCCUCAAGCAAAUAUUUUAGUGACGCGGAUGUAGAGAAGACUAACCGGGUAAGGCUUGUACGGGCUCAGUGUAGUUGA